Molecule: messenger RNA, 3594 nt
Organism: Stylonychia lemnae
Lineage: Eukaryota; Ciliophora; Spirotrichea; Sporadotrichida; Oxytrichidae
Source: the annotation of a GenBank genome assembly
AUGGAUAGGCUGAGAUCAAAGAGAAUGUCUGCUGACUAGAUCUCAAGAAAGUCUCAGGCCGAUGAGAGAUAAGCGAGGAGAUACGGGGAUGGAUCUCCUUCAUCUGCGGAGAUGAUGCUCAGUAUGAUGAUAGAACGCAAACGAUAGGAAUAGUUAGAGCAAGGUCUGAGGCAGCAAUAUGAAAUUUUAGAAAAGAUUGAGAAACUAGAGGAGAUUCAUCCAAAGGCGGUGGACUUAUUUCUAAAUGAAGCAAAAAAGCGUGGACUCUAUCAACCCCCAAGAGAAGACAAAAAGAGUACGAAGCAAGGCUCGUCAGUUUAUUCUUCGACUAUGUACGCAGGAUACUCAACAAUGGGUGGUGCAAUCAGCCACAAAUUCAAUAAUAAAUCUAUAGACGACGGUUAUUCUACCAAGACCAGAAAAUUCAGUGCAGGCAAUGAGACUAACUACACCUAGAGAAGAAGAGCUCAAGUAGCAAAGUUUAUAGUUGUAGACUUAGAAGGUAAAGCAUCUACUGAAAACAAAUUUAACUACUACAUGGAAAAACUUAAUGCUGAAGAAAAGAGAGAACAGCAAGUAAAAAUACCUGUUAAAUCAUUUGCUCCUAUUGACAGGGCUUAGCUGCAUACUUCGAAUUAAGUAUCAUCUGAGACUCCAUUAAAUGGAAGGUCCAGGCAUUUACAGGCUUCAGAUAGAAAAAGUCCAUUCCUGGAUUAACUUCACCUAAAUGCUCAAACAACUGAAAUGAUCUCAAUUAAAAAUGGAAUAAAUGCUUCAUUCAGAAGAAACAACGCCUAAACAGUUGAAAAUGACAGUUAGUUAGCAAUAACUCCCAGAAGUAAGAGAUAAGUAAAAACUUAGUAAGGAAGGGAAUCCUUCUCAAAUAAAAUCAAUUCACAAGACUAGAGUUAGACAAAGAUAUCGAAAAUGCAGUUAAAAAACAAAAAUGAAUUGCAAGUUCAGAUAUAAGGCUAGAAUUAAUAGAAACUACCAACUAUAUAAGAUAAGCAAUUUAAGUUUCCAUAAUAGCCUCCUUAGUUUAACCCGUUCUAAGACAAGAGGAAACUCUAGGAUCAGAAUGUGAUUGCCCAGAGUUUUAUUGGAAUGUCCCCAACAAUAGGUGGUUAGAAUUAGCAUAUUUUAGAAGAGAAUUAGAUUGUUCAAAAGAGAAUAUAAAUGAUCCAGAGAUUGCAAAAACAGUCCUGGCUACAAAAUGCAUUGCUAGAUGUUAACAAUAAAUCCUUCCAUGACUUAUUCAAAAAGUUAUGCCAAUCAACAUAUAACACUGCCAAUAUGGCAGGGGGUAACAAUAACUUGAAUCAGCAAAAUACAAUGCAAAAAUAAAAAUCCGACAAAUAGGAAAAACUUUCUACAUCUGCUCAAAAUAACUAUAAUUCAUAGAACAACUAAUAGUCGAAUAUGUAAAACUAAGGACCAACAAAUAUCCUUUACGUACUUAAAAAUCUGAGACUGUCCAAGUAAAACCUAAAGAGUCAUAUCUAAAAGCGCUACGGAAAGUCCAUCUCUGAUAGAAUUAUGAUAGUUCUUGAAUCCUAUAAUAAGCAGAUGCAUAACAUAGAAUUGAAUGGCUAUAUUGAUUUGCUGAAUCAUACAUUCUUUAGUGUCUAGAAUAGCUAGUCAGUUGCGAGUCACUCUAAUUUCUAGGUUCCAAACAUCUACAAAUUUCUCUUUCAAAUCAUUGAUGUGGGGAAUAAGGGCUUUAUCUGUGAGCAUGAUUUAUUCUAGUUACUGUGGGCUUUAGCCAAAGAAAAUAGAGAUAAGUAAGAAAAACCAUUAAAGCAGGAAAACGGAGAAAUUGAAACCAAACCGAGAGCAAGUACAUUAGGAAACUCCUAAAAAGGUGAAAAUAACAAGAAGUUAGAGAAAAGCUAUACACUCUCAAUUAAUUAUAAGGAUUACUUACCAAAGGUAAAAUCUUCAGUAUUUAUUGAGUCCUUCUAAAGUGACUUCUAAAUCAUACUAAAAGAGUUGGAAAGGCAGCAUCAGAACUAAAUAUUUCUCUUGAAAGAGCAGCAAAAUGCAAAAGAACUAAACCUAGGUUUCCCACUAAGCAAAAAAGGUUCAUUUAGAAAUAAGCUAAAUUUAAGCUAGUUAGUAUCUGGGACUGAAGAAUCUGAGAAUAAUAGUAUAUCUACAUCAGGGAGAUAGAAAAGAUCAACUAAGUAGACUAUUAAGAAUAUAUAGUCAAUGCCUGUAAGCAUUAGUCCUAGAAUAAAAGUAAAGAGAGAUUUGAGGAUGAAAAAAAUAUUUUAAGCGAUUUAUGAUAGUGCGAAAAAUAGUAUGAAUGAUAUAGAAGCUGCACCUAAAUCUAAUUAGACUUAUUAGUCAAUGAAUCACAGUAUAAGUCCACAUAUAAGUGCCUUUUCACAUAACAAUCCAGUAUCUUAAUUGAUAAGGGAGAGGAAAGAAGCAUAAAGCUAGCAGGCAAAUGUUUUACUACGAUAAGCCUUUGACACUGAUCAUGAUAUGAAUUGCAAGCAAAUGACUUUUGAAUAGUUUGCCAAACUACAAUUUGACUAUGAGGUGCCAACAUUUAUGGAGGAUCUGUUUAAACUGCUCACAACACUUAGCUAUAAAGAUGCCAUGAAAAAACUAAACUAGUCAUCAGUAUAAGUACUGACCUAAUAGAAGAAUAUGGGUAAGAGGAAGAACACUUCAACUAACAUCUAGAUAAUUCUGUCUUAAGGUAUAGAAGGAGAUGAAAAUCAAUACAAUAAAAGACUUCAGCAAUAUUAAAAACUUCAAAAGGUCUUCGACAAACCACUGCUCAAGUCACUGGUGAAUUCAUUUAGAUUGCUUUCCAAGAACAGAUAAUAUGAGGAUGAUAAAUUAAGUCUCUUCUUAACUCAAGAAUCAAUAAGUGAAAACUUCAAGAAAGUUUUCAAUGCUUUUAAUGAGUCUGUCGCUCUCAGAUUUUACAAUAUACUUUCUGAGGGAGUGAACAUGAAGCGUAUAUACCUGCCAAAGUAUUUAACCACUCUUUACCCUCUAUUCAAUGGUAAUGUAAUUGACAAGAACUACUUCGUUUUCAGGAUUCUAGAUGGUGACAAUGACUAGCUUAUCUAGUCAAAGGACAUCUCUGAUAUCUUGAAUAAUGUGCUCACUUGUCCAUUGUAGAAUGAGAUCAAAGUGUGCACUUGCCCUCUCUUCUAGGAGAUACAUUUGCUUUAUGAUAUUUACGUCAAGACAAACUUAUUAACUUAUAAAGUUAAGAAACUCGAACUAAACUUCACCUAUUUUAUGAAUAAGAUCCCAUCCUCUUGCCUGAUUAAGGAAUUUUAAGAUAAGUUGACAUUGAGCAAUCAAAGACCAUCUGUAUUCAGUCAUGAACAGAACGACCUAGAAAAACUGAAAAAGCUUUACAUUUAGGAUAAUGAGAGCUUUAAUAUUGAUUUGAUAGUUCUAAAGAAAAAAGGAUUUCUCGCUGAGGUGCUCUCUGUUAAACAAAGAAAAUUACAAAUCGAUAUGUAAAUUAUGGACUUUAAUUAGCCAGCUCCUCAAAACGAAACCGAGCAGCAGAACGAGGAUGAAUAUGGAUUUUCAAUUGAUAAUAAAGAGAACUUAAAAGAUUGA